CCGCCUCCCGCACUGUCGACGCAGCCCCGGCUGGCGGGGGAAAGGACAGAGGGCUGCGGGGGCGGGCGGGCUCCAGGGAACAUGGCGGCAGCGGACCUCGCCCAGAUCCCCGAUGUGGAUAUCGACCCCGACGGUGUCUUCAAGUACGUGCUGAUUCGAGUCCGCGCGGCAGCGCCCUCCGAGGCCCCGGCCGGGGAGAGCAAGGACAUCGUACGCGGUUACAAGUGGGCCGAGUACCACGCUGCCCAGCGCUGGGGCUUCAGACCCCUCGGCCCGAGGGCAGCCAGAGCUGAGUGCCGCGCUCUCCCCAUCCCAGCGGACAUCUACGACAAGGUAUCUGGCGAGAUGCAGAAGAAGGGCUAUGACUGCGAGUGCCUGGGAGGCGGGCGCAUCUCCCACCAGAGCCAGGACAAGAAGAUCCACGUGUACGGCUACUCCAUGGGCUUUGGGCGCGCCCAGCACUCUGUCUCCACCGAGAAGAUCAAAGCCCAGUACCCUGACUACGAGGUCACCUGGACUGAUGACGGCUACUGAGGGCCCCCGAGGCCUGCUGACUCCAGCCGCCCCUCGGAACUCUGCCCUUGAAGCCCCGCCCGAGGGGCAGGGCCGCACCCCUGGCACCGUGCCACCCUGCCCUGGCUGUGGGGGGGCCAGCAGCCCACCCAGUGCCCGGGUUCACCUCACCCCCUGGAAUUAAAGUGCCGUCACCCCAGCUGG
Molecule: messenger RNA, 717 nt
Organism: Pteronotus mesoamericanus
Lineage: Eukaryota; Metazoa; Chordata; Mammalia; Chiroptera; Mormoopidae
Gene: PHPT1
Product: phosphohistidine phosphatase 1
Exons: 3
Coding region: 82-534 (150 amino acids)
Biological process (GO): peptidyl-histidine dephosphorylation
Cellular component (GO): cytosol
Molecular function (GO): protein histidine phosphatase activity
Source: RefSeq, a predicted model, not a curated record